CCCAUAUACAAGCCCCCCUCUCAAAAACCCUAGCAACCUCUCCACUCUGCUGACUGAACCCUAAACUCGAAAGAAAACAAGCAGCUCCUCUUCCAGGGUAUCAGACCUAUAGCUAUCAAACAUGGUGAAGAAGAGCAAAAAGAGUAAGAGUAAGAGGGUGUCGUUGAAACAGAAGUAUAAGGUUAUAAGGAAAGUGAAGGAGCAUCACAAAAAGAAGGCCAAAGAAGCUAAGAAGUCUGGCUUGGAUAAAAAACGCAAGGUUGAGAAGGACCCUGGUAUUCCUAAUGAAUGGCCUUUCAAGGAACAGGAGCUGAAAGCUCUUGAAGCUCGCAGGGCUCGUGCUAUUGAGGAGUUGGAGCAAAAAAAAGCUGCCCGCAAAGAGAGGGCUCAAAAGAGGAAGCUGGGGCUGUUAGAGAAUGAUGGCACUAAGGAUUCGGAAAAAGAACAAAAUACUGGAGACCAAAAUGGUGGUGUAGAAUUCAAAGGAAUCACGAGAAACCGAGAAAAUUCUGAUAGGGCAUUCUACAAGGAGCUGGUUAAAGUUGUUGAAGCAUCGGAUGUCAUCCUGGAGGUCCUAGAUGCACGGGAUCCUCUUGGUACACGAUGUGUUGAUAUGGAAAAGAUGGUGAUGAAAUCGGGUUAUGAUAAGCACCUAGUGUUGCUUCUAAACAAAAUUGAUCUUGUCCCUCGUGAAGCUGUUGAGAAAUGGCUUAAGUAUCUUAGAGAAGAAUUCCCGGCAGUUGCGUUCAAGUGCAAUACGCAAGAGCAGCGAUCAAACUUAGGGUGGAAAUCUUCCUCAAAAUCAGCCAAGACGAGCACUCUUCUACAAACAAGUGAUUGUCUUGGAGCUGAAACUCUUAUUAAAUUGCUGAAAAAUUACUCAAGAAGCCAUGAGAUCAAGAAAUCUAUCACAGUUGGUGUAAUUGGCCUGCCCAAUGUUGGCAAGAGUAGUCUAAUUAACAGCUUGAAGAGAUCCCAUGUUGUCAAUGUUGGCUCUACUCCAGGAUUAACUAGAUCAAUGCAAGAAGUUCAGCUAGACAAGAAUGUUAAAUUGUUGGACUGUCCUGGUGUUGUAAUGCUUAAAUCUGUGGAGAGUGAUGCGUCUGUAGCUCUUCGAAACUGCAAAAGGAUAGAGAAGUUGGAUGAUCCAGUUGGUCCAGUGAAAGAAAUUCUCAAGCUGUGCCCAGAUAGACUGUUGGUAACACUAUACAAGAUCCCUAGCUUUGAUUCAGUUGAUGACUUUCUACAAAAGGUGGCUACUGUAAGGGGUAGACUCAAAAAGGGUGGCAUUGUGGAUGUUGAUGCUGCUGCUAGAAUUGUUCUGCAUGACUGGAAUGAAGGUAAGAUACCAUAUUACACAAUGCCCCCAGCCAGGAAUCAAGGGGAGCCUUCAGAGGCAAAGAUUGUUUCAGAGUUUGGGAAGGAAUUUAACAUUGAUGAAGUUUACAAUGGUGAAUCCUCAUUCAUUGGAAGCCUCAAGUCUGCUGACGACUACAAUCCUGUAGAAGUUCCUCCUAGUUGCCCUCUCAAUUUUGAUGAAAAGCUGAUUGAGGGAGAUGGAGAUGUAGCUCAACCAUCAACUAAAGGUGAUGAAAGCUCCAAAGAACUGGUUAACAAUGAUGACGAGCCAAUGGAGUCUGAAGAUGACAAUGCAAACAAGACUAAGGCAAAAACUGAAAUUAGCAGGCAAAAUGAGAAGCUCUAUUCAGCAGAAGGUAUACUGAAUACAAAGAUGAAAAGAGCUGAGAAGAAAAGGAGGAAAAAAGCAGCUAAAGUGGACACAAUGGAUGAUGAUUAUGACUUUAAAGUGGAUUUUAAGAACGGUUCUGCCAUGAAUGUUGAAGACAAGAGUGGUAAGAUGGAUGAUGAGAGUCCAAUUCCGGCGGAGGUGCCUAUGUCUGGUAUUCAGUGUGAUGAUGAGUAAGGAGUCGGCCUUUUUUUUUUUUCUUGGGGGGGGGGGGGAGACCGUGGAAAUACAAACUCUUUCUGAUUCAAGCAAAUUGGAAAUUUUGUUAAACAACAGAGCGAGAUUAAUUUAUUUCAUAUGUGCCUGUACGAUGCCUC
This is a messenger RNA of Populus euphratica (Euphrates poplar), 2064 nucleotides long. RefSeq names its product GTP-binding family protein (gene NSN1). The coding region runs from base 122 to 1924 and encodes 600 amino acids. The transcript is spliced from 10 exons. Gene Ontology annotation, molecular function: GTP binding. The record is from RefSeq and is a predicted model, not a curated record. Gene Ontology annotation, cellular component: nucleolus. NCBI's taxonomy places the organism in Eukaryota, Viridiplantae, Streptophyta, Magnoliopsida, Malpighiales, Salicaceae.